GCUGUGGGUCUUCUUGUGAGGUGUUUCUACUUCUGCAAAAUAUACUAUGCUUGGUUCUCUAAAUUCUUCUUCUUCUCAUGACCAAGAAGAAGAAGAAGCCUUAGAUCUGCACUAUCAGCUGAAUCUGAUUCCACAGCCAUCGCCUGGAGGAACUACUUCUGGGUUCACUUCUUCAGCAAUCCACAUGCGCCAAUUGCUCAUCACUUGUGCAGAGCUCAUCUCUCAGUCUGACUUCUCCGCCGCUCACCGCCUUAUCUCCGUUUUGUCUUCUGGUUCUUCACCUUAUGGUGAUUCUAGAGAGAGGUUGGUUCACCAGUUUGUUAAAGCUCUCUCUCUUAGACUUAAUCCCCAUGCCGCUGCCAUUAGCUGUGCCUUGAUGAAUAUUGGAAAUACUACUCUUUCUGUUGGCGCCGCCGGCGGUGCUAGCAGUGCUGCUACCGGUGACGCUAAUGUGGGUUCUUUGAUUAGUAGAGAGUAUGAGGAGGAGGCUCUUCAAUCUUGCUAUCUUUCGCUAAACCAAAUAACCCCAUUUAUAAGGUUCAGCCAUUUGACUGCAAAUCAAGCGAUCUUGGAAGCCAUUGAAGUUGGGCAACAAGCUAUUCACAUCAUAGAUUUUGAUAUUAUGCAUGGAGUGCAAUGGCCUCCAUUGAUGCAAGCCUUAGCAGAGCGUUCCAGCAACAACCUUUCCCCUCCUCCUGUGCUCCGAAUCACCGGAACUGGCCAUGAUUUGAACAUUCUUCACAGAACUGGAGACCGUCUUUUCAAGUUUGCUCAGUCUCUAGGCCUCAAAUUUCAAUUUCAUCCUCUUCUCGUCUCCAACAAUGAUCCUUCUUCUCUUCCCUCUGCCAUUACUCUUCUACCAGAUGAAGUCCUGGCAGUUAACUGCGUCCACUAUCUGCACAGGCUCUUGAAAAACGACUCUCGAGACCUUCGCAUCUUUCUCCACAGAAUCAAGGCCUUGAAUCCCAAGGUGGUGACAAUAGCAGAAAGGGAAGCCAACCACAAUCACCCUUUCUUCUUCCAGAGAUUCUUGGAGGCUUUGGAUCACUACACAGCUAUCUUCGAUUCCUUGGAGGCAACACUGCCACCUAACAGCAGAGAAAGGCUGGCCGUCGAGCAGAUAUGGUUCGGUAGAGAAAUCAUGGACAUAGUAGCAGCAGAAGGAGAAGACAGAAGAGAACGGCACGAAAGGUUCGAAUCAUGGGAAAUGAUGCUAAGGUCCACAGGCUUCACCAAUGUUCCAUUGAGCCCUUUUGCACUCUCGCAAGCCAAGCUCCUCCUCAGGCUCCAUUAUCCUUCUGAAGGGUACCAUCUACAGAUUCUCAGCAACUCUUUCUUCUUAGGUUGGCAGAAUCAUGCACUUUUCUCAGUCUCUUCGUGGCACUGAUCAUUACCCAAUAAGCAUUAAGAUUCCCAGAGCUAAUUAAACAUCAGCAAGAAGAAAAAAGAAGAAGCUAGCUAGCGGAUAUAUAAUUUAAUGGAGUGAGUAAAAUCUUUUUUCUACUCAUCAUACAUAUUUGCUUUAUCAUUACUUGUUAGAACUUAGAGUUUAUUAAAUUUUCUAGCUAUGACCCACCACCAUCAGUACUCCCAUUAUUAACUUUAUUAACUUAAAAAAACAAAAAAUCAAUCACCUCCUCCAAUACACAAACCUCUUUUUCUCAUCCUAUAUUGAUUUUAUGAUGAGCUUGCUGUGGUGAUGAUGAUUAGUGGUGUGCAUGCAUGCGUCUCAAGUCUCUGCUCAUCUGAAUCUGAAACUUUGCAUGAAUGAAAUUUUGCAAAAGAACAGCUUCGUAGCUUCAUUCAUGGCUGGGUUAAUUUUGAAUCUCGUGGAGCUGAAACCGUUCGACGAUUUAUUAUUUGAUGUUUGAUAUAUGUUCUAUAUAUAUAUAUAUGUAUAAUCUGUAAUUGUCACUUUUUUUUUUCUUUAUUUAAUGAAAUUCUGUUCUAUGAAAUGAGUAGUCAAGUCCUCUCUCUUCGGC
Molecule: messenger RNA, 1982 nt
Organism: Manihot esculenta (cassava)
Lineage: Eukaryota; Viridiplantae; Streptophyta; Magnoliopsida; Malpighiales; Euphorbiaceae
Product: scarecrow-like protein 18
Exons: 1
Coding region: 47-1387 (446 amino acids)
Biological process (GO): regulation of DNA-templated transcription; meristem initiation
Cellular component (GO): nucleus
Molecular function (GO): DNA-binding transcription factor activity; sequence-specific DNA binding
Source: RefSeq, a predicted model, not a curated record